GAAGAACGUAUGGAAAAUAGAAACAAUGUGACGGAGUUUGUCCUCCUGGGGCUCACACAGGACUCUGAGGGGCAAAAAGUUCUUUUUGUCCCAUUCUUACUCAUCUAUAUUGUGACAAUAGUGGGCAAUCUGCUUAUCAUGGUGACCAUCAUGGCCAGUCCGUCACUGGGUUCUCCCAUGUACUUUUUCCUGGCUUAUUUAUCAUUUAUAGAUGCUAUCUAUUCUACUGUCAUUGCUCCCAAGAUGAUUGUAGACUUGCUCUAUGAGAAGAAGACUAUUUCCUUCCAGGCUUGCAUGACUCAAGUCUUUCUGGAUCACUUAUUUGCUGGUGCUGAAGUCAUUCUUCUGGUGGUGAUGGCCUAUGACCGAUAUGUAGCCAUCUGUAAACCACUUCAUUAUCUAAUCAUCAUGAAUAGGAGGGUAUGUGUUCUUAUGCUGCUGGUGGCCUGGACUGGAGGCUUUCUGCACUCGUUGGUUCAAUUCAUCUUUAUUUAUCAGCUCCCUUUCUGUGGCCCCAAUGUCAUUGACAACUUCUUGUGUGAUAUGUAUCCCUUAUUGAAACUUGCUUGCACCAAUACCUCCCUCAUUGGGAUUUCUAUGAUAGCUAAUGGAGGAGCCAUUUGCACUGUCAUCUUCUUCAUUCUCCUAGUUUCCUAUGCAGUCAUAUUACGCUCUCUUAAGACUAAUGGUUUGGAAGAGAAACGCAAAGCCUUCUACACCUGUGCAUCCCAUAUAACUGUGGUCAUUUUAUUCUUUGUUCCCUGUAUCUUCCUGUAUGCAAGGGCUAAUUCUACCUUUCCUAUUGAUAAAUUCAUGACUGUGGUUUUAACAUUCAUAACCCCCAUGCUGAACCCUUUAAUCUAUACCCUGAGAAAUAAAGAAAUAAAAAAUGCCAUGAGGAAGCUUUGGAGUAAAAAUCUGACCUUUGCUGGAGGAAGGUUGUACUGCUCGUGCAGAACAUGAUAUUCAUUCUUUCACAGAAUCAAGGACUCCUUUCACUAACAGUGAUUACAUUUUAAAAAUCAUCUCCUUUGCAUUAUUUAGCCUAUUUAUUCUGAAACAGGUCUAUAAAU
This is a messenger RNA of Felis catus (domestic cat), 1073 nucleotides long. Its product is annotated as olfactory receptor 4A15. Gene Ontology annotation, biological process: G protein-coupled receptor signaling pathway. NCBI's taxonomy places the organism in Eukaryota, Metazoa, Chordata, Mammalia, Carnivora, Felidae. Bases 10 to 963 code for a protein of 317 amino acids. Gene Ontology annotation, cellular component: membrane. Gene Ontology annotation, molecular function: olfactory receptor activity; G protein-coupled receptor activity. The transcript has a single exon. The record is from RefSeq and is a predicted model, not a curated record.